Messenger RNA from Ichthyophthirius multifiliis, 1746 nucleotides. Its product is annotated as kinesin motor domain protein. Gene Ontology annotation, molecular function: microtubule motor activity; ATP hydrolysis activity; ATP binding. NCBI's taxonomy places the organism in Eukaryota, Ciliophora, Oligohymenophorea, Hymenostomatida. The record is from RefSeq and is a predicted model, not a curated record. The transcript has 4 exons. Gene Ontology annotation, cellular component: microtubule; kinesin complex. Gene Ontology annotation, biological process: microtubule-based movement.
AUGAAUUUUAAAAAUAAUAAUAAUACUAAUAGGUAAGAGAAAGUUCGUUUUAAUGGUAAAAAAACCCUUAAUAUAAGUUUUUUGUUAAAAAUAAAAGUAUUUGUAAGAAUUAGACCUUUUAUAGAUGAAGAUUAUGAAGUUUCUACAGAUGUCGAAGAUUUACAAAAUUGUAUAUAAACAGAUAAAAACAGAUUAUUUUAAUUUGAUCACAUAUUCGACCCUUAAUGUAAUUAAGAAACUGUGCAUAAUUAAGUUGGUGAAAAAUUAAUAAAUGAAGUUUUUGAAGGAUAUAAUGGUGCCUUAAUUUCAUAUGGACAAACUGGAUCAGGAAAAACAUAUUCGAUUUUUGGCACGAGAAAAAUAUUAGAAUGUGAUAAAAACAGUGAAAUAUUUUGUUAAUAAAGUGGAAUUGUAUUCAGGAGUUUAAAAAGCGUUUUUGAAAAUAUAAACACGAAAAUGAAUUAGAGAUAAUUCAUGGUCACUUUAUCUUUUAUGGAAAUUUAUAUGGAAAAUAUUUACGAUUUACUUGAUUAAAAUAAAAAAAGAGAUUCUCUUUAAAUUAGAGAGGAUCCUAAUUCAGGAAUUUUCGUUAAUGGGCUUAUUUAAUAAACUGCAAAGACAUAUGAAGAAGCUUUUAAUUUAAUAAGAGAAGCUGUUAAAGGUAGGAUUACAGGGAAAACUAUUAUGAAUUCAACAUCAAGUAGAAGUCAUGAUUUAUUAUAAAUUUUUAUAGAAUAAAGAUGGAUUAGUUUUAAUAAGAACUAAAACAAAAAAUAAAAACAUUAUUAAAAAGGACUUCUUACAAUAAUAGACUUAGCAGGAAGUGAAAGAUUAACUAAAACAACUUCUUAAGGAAUAAGAUUAGAAGAAGCAAAAAUAAUAAACAAAUCAAUAUGUUCUUUAGGAAAUUGUAUAGCCGCAUUAGCUAAUUUAAAUAAAAAUAAUUUAAAAAAUAAUAAUUUUAUUGGUUAAAAUUAACAUAUCCCAUUUAGAGAUUCAAAAUUAACAAGAAUUUAAGUGAGAGUCUAUGUGGAAAUACCAAAACUAAUUCCUAGCAUGUGUAAAUCCGUCUAAUUUCAUUAUGAGGAAACUUUUUCAACUCUGCUUUUUGCAAGUAGGGCUAUGCUAAUUUCUGUAGAUGCAAUGAAAAAUGAAGAUGUAUAUUAUAAAAUUGUUAAAGAUAAUGGUAAAAUUUCAAGUUUAUCACCAGUUGAUAAAAUAAAAAGUGGGAAAAAAUAAAUAAAUGAAAAUGCUUAAAAUAGUUUUAAUACUUUUCUUAAUUAAACGCCUAAAAGUAAAUAUUAUAUUUAAAAAAAAACAAAUAAUAUAUCUAUAUCUAAUCAAAUAUAUUUAUAUAUAUUUUAAAAAUAUAUUUUUAUAUAUUUUAUAUAUUUAUUUAUAUAUAUUUUAUAUAUAGAUGAUGAAAUCAAAUAACUCAGAGAAGAAGUUGAAUUUUUAAAAUAUUAAAUAUAAAUUUAAUAAAAAUAAUAAAUUGAAAAUGAUUAUUAAAUUUCAAAAACACCAAGAAAGUAUAGUUUUAAUACAAAUAUAAAUAGUAAUACUGAUACAUCAGAGACUAAUAAUUAGUAAAAAUGUUUUUUAUAAGGUAAAUAUAUAAAAAAAAUCUUUAAUAUUUAUAAAUAAACAUAAGAAAUAAUAAUAUUGAUAAUAGUUAUAAUAAUAAAGAACUCUAGCUUAUAUAAAAAUAUAGCAUUAUUAUAUAAAAUUUGUAAUAAAAGCUUAUGA